Messenger RNA from Dendronephthya gigantea, 1881 nucleotides. RefSeq names its product DNA polymerase lambda-like. The coding region runs from base 91 to 1791 and encodes 566 amino acids. Gene Ontology annotation, molecular function: DNA binding; DNA-directed DNA polymerase activity. The transcript is spliced from 9 exons. Gene Ontology annotation, cellular component: nucleus. Gene Ontology annotation, biological process: double-strand break repair via nonhomologous end joining. The record is from RefSeq and is a predicted model, not a curated record. Lineage: Eukaryota; Metazoa; Cnidaria; Anthozoa; Malacalcyonacea; Nephtheidae.
UUUUAAUUUUAAAAACAAAUUUUUAAAAAUGGCAAAAAAAUUAAAGAGAAAUUUUGGGGGGUGGUAUAAAGUAUAAAGAAAGAAGCAAGAAUGUCGAGAAAUUCACCAUUAUCCGGCUCUGGAAAAGCGUCCAUUACUGCACAGUAUUUAAGAGGCGUCCAGGCGGUGAUAGUUCAGCAAGGUUUAGGCAAAACCAGGGCUUCAAUUUUGUCCAAACAACUUGCUCGCCAUGGCGGAAAGGAGUCUUCGAAAUUAAACCAGGAUACAACGCAUAUUUUGGUCGGAAACUCUGUAAAAUUAUCGAGGUUGCCAGCUCUUUUAAAAGUUAAAGAAAUAAGCCAGAAUACUGCCGUUGUUCGGGCUGAUUGGUUGAGUUCCUGUUUGAAGGUGGGCAAGCUAGUUGAUUUGGGUCCAUUUGCUUUGAACGGCAACGAGGUUUGUCAAACAGAGGGAGGUACUAGUAACGUGGAGGAUAUUACAAAAAGUUUGUCGGGAAAUACGAAGGGAAAACGCAGUAUAGAUGCCAUUGAUGAUCUACCCUCAGUACCAUGCAAAACUGGUGAUGGAACUUCUCCAGGAUCAUCUGAACGUGACAUUCCAACAACUUCACAGGAUGUCAGUGUUGCCAAGCGUAGGAAAAUCGCAUUAGAUGAUGAUGAUGAUAGUGAUUAUGUUGAUAGCGAUGAUGAUACUGAAGAGGAUGGAACAGACAGUGCUAAGGAUGGCGAAGAAAAACCAACUGAAAUUUCUCCACAUAUAUCACCUCAUAAAAAGGGUGAUAAAUGGAUCUGCACCAAACCAUCAACGUCCAAACAAGAAAAUUUAAAUCAAAAUAUCACAGAAAAACUUGAGGUCUUAGAAAGGGUUUACAAGAACAGCAAUGAUCAAUGGAGAGCACUUGGUUACAAGAAAGCGAUUGCUUCAAUAAAAGACUUUCCAAAGAAAAUUGAAACAUUAGAGGAAUGCAAAGGCCUGCCAUUUGUUGGAGAGCGUCUUGCUAAUAAGAUCUGGGAGAUUGUUCAAACCGGUCAUCUUCGGAGGUUGGAAAAUUUGGAUCCAAAGACGAAUUCUGUGGAUUUGUUUUGUAAUCUCUGGGGUGCAGGGCCCAAGACUGCAGAGACCUGGGUAGCAAAGGGACUCAAAACUCUGGACGAUCUGAAGGAACAUGGAAAUCUGAAUCGUCAACAACAGAUAGGACUGAAAUACUAUGACGAGUUCUUGGAACGGAUGCCUCGAAGCGAGGCUGAAGAGAUUGGUAAUGUUGUGAUGAAGGCAGCCCACGACCUCGACCCAGAUCUCCAGUGCGUGAUAUGCGGCUCAUUUCGACGUGGUCGGACAACAUGUGGUGACGUGGAUGUCCUGGUGUCUCAUCCUGACGGCAGAUCGCACCUUGGGGUCAUGGGCCGCCUCUUGGAGAAACUGAGGGAGAAUGGAUUUCUCACCGACGAUUUGUCUCUGACGGACAAUCAGAAACAGAGGAAAUACUUCGGCGUGUGUUUAUUACCCGGUGAGGAUCGCAAGCAUCGUCGUCUGGACAUAAUUGUGGUUCCUUACUCCGAAUGGAUUUGCUCCUUGAUAUAUUUCACUGGAUCAGAUUACUUGAACAGAUCCAUGCGUUUAUUGGCUAGGAAAAAGGGUAUGUCCUUAUCCGAGCACUCACUCAAUACUGGUGUAAUAAGAAAGGGUCAAGAGCGUUUGACGGAAGGCACGCCUUUGACCGUCGCUCAUGAAAAAGACGUUUUUAAGUAUCUGGGUUUAGACUACCUUGAACCUCACGAAAGGGAUUGGUGAGACAGAAAUCCAAUGGGCGAUUUUUAACUAUAACAAGGAGGAAUUUCGUUUUAGACCAAUCAGCAAGUUUGUUUACAUUUUCAGUGACCC